CCCACCUCCCCCCAGCGGAGGCCCGGAAGGGACCAUUCGCGCUUCCGUCUCCGCCGGGGCCUCACGGAGGGCGGAGCUGCGGCCCGAGGACGCGACGCGAGCCCAGUUCCGGCGAGGAGGCCGCGCCAGUGACAGCGAUGGCGGCGGAGUCGGCGCUCCAAGUUGUGGAGAAGCUGCAGGCGCGCCUGGCUGCGAACCCGGACCCCAAGAAGCUAUUGAAAUAUUUGAAGAAACUUUCCCUCUUACCUAUCACAGUAGACAUUCUUGUGGAGACUGGGGUGGGGAAAACAGUGAACAGCUUUCGGAAACAUGAGCAAGUAGGAAACUUUGCCAGAGACCUGGUGGCCCAGUGGAAGAAGCUGGUUCCAGUAGAGCGAAAUAAUGAGACUGAGGAUCAGGAUUUUGAGAAGAAUAAUUCCCGUAAGCGUCCCAGAGAUGCUCUUCAGAGGGAAGAGGAGUUGGAGGGAAACUACCAGGAAAGCUGGAAGCCCUCUGGCAGCCGGUCCUACAGCCCUGAGCACAGACAGAAAAAACACAAAAAACUUUCUGAGCCUGAAAGGCCUCAUAAAGUGGCUCAUAGUCACGAGAGGAGAGAUGAAAGGAAGAGGUGCCACAAAGUAUCACCACCAUAUUCUUCAGACCCUGAGUCGUCUGACUAUGGCCAUGUUCAAUCCCCUGCACCUUCAAGUCCUCAUCAAAUGUAUACAGACCUUUCCAGGUCCCCAGAAGAGGACCAGGAGCCCAUCAUCUCACACCAGAAGCCUGGAAAAGUCCAUAGUAAUACCUUUCAGGACAGACUAGGGGUUAGUCCCCUGGGGGAACACCAAGGGAAAGGGUCUGUCAGCCAGAACAAACAGCUCAAAUCUUCCCACAAGGAGAAACGCCCUGUGGGCGCUGGGGGCACCGAGAAGAUCUCUGCCAUGGGCAGAGAGAAGUCGCACAGAGCCUCUUCCAAAGAGGAAAGCCGAAGGCUACUCUCAGGGGACAGUGCCAAGGAGAAGCUGCCCUCUAGUGCUGUCAAGAAAGAGAAGGACAGAGAAGGCAGCAGUCUCAAGAAGAAGUUUUCACCUGCCUUAGAUGUUGCUUCAGACAACCACUUUAAAAAGCCCAAACACAAGGACUCCGAGAAAACCAAGUCUGACAGAAGCAAGCCGAGUGUAGAAGGCAUGGACUCAGGAGGAGGGGCAGGAGACCCCUUGCCCAAAGCCAAGGAGAAAGUUCCCAACAACCUGAAGGCUCAGGAGGGGAAAGGAAGAGCAAACUCGGCUCGAAAGUCACCAGGCUCGCUCCCUAAAGUAGAGGAGACGGACAUGGAGGAUGAGUUUGAGCAGCCCACCAUGUCGUUUGAGUCAUACCUCAGCUAUGACCAGCCCCGGAAGAAAAAGAAGAAGGUUGUGAAAACUUCGAGUACAGCACUUGGAGAGAAAGGACUUAAGAAGAAGGACUCUAAGAGCACUAGUAAGAACUUGAACUCGGCUCAGAAGUUACCCAAGGUGAACGAGAACAAGUCAGAGAGGUUGCAGCCAGCUGGAGCCGAGCCUGCCAGGCCUCGAAAGGUCCCUGCUGAUGUGCUGCCAGCAUUGCCAGACAUCCCCUUACCUGCCAUACAAGCCAACUACCGUCCCCUUCCUUCCCUCGAGUCGAUUCCCUCCUUUCAGCCAAAGCGAAAAGCUUUCUCUUCACCCCAGGAGGAAGAAGAAGCUGGGUUCACAGGACGCAGAAUGAAUUCAAAGAUGCAGGUGUAUUCGGGUUCCAAGUGUGCCUAUCUCCCCAAAAUGAUGACCUUGCACCAGCAGUGUAUCCGGGUGCUUAAGAAUAAUAUUGACUCUAUCUUUGAAGUGGGAGGAGUCCCCUAUUCUGUUCUUGAACCUGUCUUGGAGAGGUGCACACCCGAUCAGCUCUACCGAAUAGAGGAAUGCAAUCAUGUACUAAUUGAGGAAACAGAUCAGCUGUGGAAAGUUCAUUGUCACCGAGACUUUAAGGAAGAAAGACCAGAGGAGUACGAGUCCUGGAGGGAGAUGUACCUGAGGCUUCAGGACGCCAGAGAGCAGCGACUGCGCCUGCUCACAAACAACAUCCGGUCUGCACAUGCCAAUAAGCCAAAAGGACGACAAGCAAAGAUGGCCUUUGUCAACUCUGUGGCCAAGCCACCGAGAGAUGUCCGACGGAGGCAGGAGAAGUUUGGAACUGGGGGAGCAGCUGUCCCUGAGAAAGUCAGGAUAAAGCCAGCACCAUAUACAACAGGAAGCAGCCAUGUUCCUGCCAGCAACAGCAGCAGCAACUUCCACUCCAGCCCUGAGGAGCUGGCCUAUGAUGGGCCCAGUACCAGCAGUGCCCACUUAGCUCCUGUGGCCAGCAGUUCUGUUUGCUAUGAUCCCAGGAAACCAGCUGUGAAGAAAAUUGCCCCGAUGAUGGCCAAGACCAUUAAAGCGUUCAAGAACAGAUUCUCCCGACGGUAAACAGGACUUGCCCUGGAGGUUGAGUCUGGAAGCAGGACUACAGGGACAGUGGGGACAGGAGAAGAGGAUGUCCACAGAAGAUCCAUAUCUUUUGCUUUGUGGAACUUUUGUCCUGACUCCUGCACAGUUCCAGGUGUUGCCCGUGUGCCUCAGCCCUGCAUCCUGCUUGUAACACACUUCAGAUUUCUGAAGACAGUAUGAGCCUCAGUCCUACUGAGGACUUUAAGAUCAGUUACACUUUUGUUGCUAAUUAGCAUCUUUGUAAACUAUAAGACAUAGUUUUAAUUAAUAAAUAUUGCCCCAGAUGUAUUUAUAAUACC
Messenger RNA from Mastomys coucha (southern multimammate mouse), 2779 nucleotides. RefSeq names its product elongin A (gene Eloa). Gene Ontology annotation, biological process: transcription elongation by RNA polymerase II. The record is from RefSeq and is a predicted model, not a curated record. The transcript has 11 exons. Gene Ontology annotation, cellular component: nucleus; elongin complex. Bases 138 to 2459 code for a protein of 773 amino acids. Gene Ontology annotation, molecular function: protein binding. NCBI's taxonomy places the organism in Eukaryota, Metazoa, Chordata, Mammalia, Rodentia, Muridae.